Molecule: messenger RNA, 1850 nt
Organism: Pogona vitticeps (central bearded dragon)
Lineage: Eukaryota; Metazoa; Chordata; Lepidosauria; Squamata; Agamidae
Gene: RUVBL1
Product: RuvB like AAA ATPase 1
Molecular function (GO): ATP binding; ATP hydrolysis activity; ATP-dependent activity, acting on DNA
Source: RefSeq, a predicted model, not a curated record
CCAAUGCCUUGGCGGAGGCGGGAGGAGCGCCCGUGGAGCGCCAGGAACCUUGGAAACCAGCGGGGUCCCCCUCCACGUUAAGGUGCGCGUGCCGGCGUGGAGAGAGCCGAGCCGGAGCGGGGUUUUUCCUGCCGCCUCUGACGACCCGCCGACGGGAUGAAGAUCGAGGAGGUCAAAAGCACCUCGAAGACCCAACGCAUCGCCGCCCACAGCCAUGUCAAGGGUCUCGGGCUGGACGAGAGCGGGGCGGCCAAGCCAGCAGCAGCCGGGCUGGUGGGCCAGGAGAACGCGCGGGAGGCCUGUGGUAUUAUCGUGGAAUUGAUCAAAAGCAAGAAAAUGGCUGGCAGAGCUGUGCUAUUAGCAGGACCACCUGGAACUGGCAAGACAGCUUUGGCUCUAGCUAUUGCUCAGGAGUUGGGUAGUAAGGUUCCUUUCUGUCCAAUGGUUGGAAGUGAGGUGUACUCUACUGAAAUAAAGAAAACUGAAGUGUUGAUGGAAAAUUUCAGAAGAGCCAUUGGGUUGAGAAUUAAAGAAACCAAAGAAGUUUAUGAAGGUGAAGUCACAGAAUUAACUCCAUGUGAGACUGAGAACCCGAUGGGAGGAUAUGGCAAAACCAUUAGUCAUGUCAUCAUUGGUCUCAAAACUGCAAAAGGAACCAAACAGCUGAAGUUGGAUCCUAGUAUAUUUGAAAGUCUGCAAAAGGAAAGAGUAGAAGUUGGUGAUGUGAUUUACAUCGAAGCAAACAGUGGGGCUGUCAAGAGGCAAGGCCGGUGUGAUACGUAUGCAACAGAAUUUGACCUUGAAGCUGAAGAGUAUGUUCCCUUGCCCAAAGGUGAUGUGCACAAGAAGAAAGAAAUCAUCCAGGAUGUUACAUUGCAUGACUUGGAUGUUGCUAAUGCUAGGCCCCAGGGUGGGCAGGAUAUCCUCUCCAUGAUGGGGCAACUGAUGAAGCCUAAGAAAACUGAAAUCACAGACAAACUUCGUGGAGAGAUCAACAAGGUGGUGAAUAAGUACAUUGAUCAAGGCAUUGCAGAGUUAGUGCCUGGUGUGCUAUUUGUGGAUGAAGUACACAUGCUGGAUAUUGAGUGUUUCACGUAUUUGCACCGAGCACUGGAAUCUUCAAUUGCUCCGAUUGUCAUCUUUGCUUCCAACCGAGGGAACUGUGUAAUCAGAGGAACAGAAGAUAUAAUAUCUCCUCAUGGGAUACCUUUGGAUCUACUGGACAGGGUGAUGAUAAUUAGGACCAUGCUAUAUACACCACAGGAAAUGAAGCAGAUUAUAAAACUUCGAGCCCAGACAGAGAGUAUUAAUAUUAGUGAAGAGGCAUUGAAUCACCUUGGGGAAAUUGGCACUAAAACAACAUUAAGGUACUCUGUGCAGUUACUUACUCCAGCCAAUCUACUAGCCAAGAUAAAUGGGAAAGACAGCAUAGAAAAGGAGCAUGUUGAAGAAAUAAAUGAACUCUUCUAUGAUGCCAAAUCCUCAGCAAAAAUCCUGGCUGAUCAACAAGAGAAGUACAUGAAGUAAAGAAGAUUGUUCACCUUCAUAGUCUUCAGAGACUUGUUUUAACUAAAUCCAUGAUAACAUGUUAACAUCUGUUUGCUGAAACUGAAAAAUUCUGGAAUGUGAAAACAAAGAUGUAGAAUCUCCGUUCUUCCUACUUCAUUGAUAGGGAUUGAAAUGAAAUACUGUAGUAUCCUAGUACAGUAUUUCUUAUUUUGAGUGCCUAUACGAAAUGGAUGCAGCUGGCAUAUCCUUGUGUCCCUACUUUAGUUUUCAUUGCUAAAUUGUUCCAUUGAUUAAAAUAGCCUGUUUUCUUUGAUUUUUGCAUUAAAAUAAUUGGAAAUGUC